AUGGCCCGUCGCAAUUAUGCUCACGUUGUCGAAGUGGCUUUCUGGGAUUACAUGACACGCAUCGUGCAGACGAUACUUGCACUUGCCUUGGUCAUCCUCUCGGCGUGGCUGGUCGUGUUUGUCAACACCUGGCCAGACCGUCUGUCCCUCUUCGCCGCUGCCUGGGACCUGACGAUUCUGGGCUAUUACAACAUCGCAGUGCACGGACUACCAUUCAUCUACAACUGGGCUGCCCUCGUCGUCACCGAGAGCCUGACACUGAUAUUCUGGGCUGUCUCAUUCAGCUCGGUGGCUGCGUACUAUGCCUAUGAUAAAUACAACGGACGACUGAACGAGAAGAUUGUAAUCGCCGUCAUAGCAUUGAGUGUUUUUGCAUUGUGA
This is a messenger RNA of Emericellopsis cladophorae, 381 nucleotides long. RefSeq lists its product as uncharacterized. NCBI's taxonomy places the organism in Eukaryota, Fungi, Ascomycota, Sordariomycetes, Hypocreales, Bionectriaceae. The transcript has 2 exons. Bases 1 to 381 code for a protein of 126 amino acids. The record is from RefSeq and is a predicted model, not a curated record.